UAACUAGGAAGCAUCAAGUAGUAGUAACUUUGAAAAUAGUGACUCAAGACUAUGUACUUGAAUAUAUAUAUAUCUACAAAGCUUGCAAGGUGGUUCUUUUCCCUCUGUUUCCUGUCUCACUUGUCUUUGAGCUUCAGACCAUUUCCUCUCACACCCGUGACUARUGUGUCACGUCCUGAUCCUUGCACCCCCUGCCCGUCUUUAUCUAUACCUUACAUCUAUUCUUUAUUUAUCUCUCUCCCACUCUCUCUCUCUCGAUGUAGGAGAUUUUGUUUUGGAAAAAGAUUUAGGCUGCGUCCUCGGUCUUUCUCAGCCUGUGGUCUCGCUCACCUGUGUCAACAUGGUGACGGUACCAGGUGUGCUGCCGACCCUUGUGUUAACAGGACUGUGUGUCCACAUCACAGGAUCAUCUAGAGCCGUCUGUACCACCAGUCUGUAUUCCCUGAACUUAAACUGUGUCCUGCAGUGGGAUUGUCCACAGGCCAACGCUACCACCACCUACACCGUCCAAACUAAGACUCAGGGGGAUUCGUGGCAGGACGUGGAGAGUUGUGUGCGGUUCUCCUCCCAGCUGUGUGACCUGUCCGAGGCCUUCUCUAACUUUGAGGUGUACAACCUGAUCCGCCUGGGCCUGCACCAGGGCCCGGGGAGUCCAGUCUGGACACAACAACUUGGGUUUGACGUCCGUGAUUUCAACUUCAGCAGUCCCUCCGUCUUGGUUUCUCUGUCUGGAGAGAAGCUGGUCGUGGAGGUGCACUUACCUUGUUCUAGCAGAAGGGAUUGUCUUCCUCUGCAGAGCUGCUGUCCACUGUCAAAUUUUAUUGACCUCUGUGUCAACGUGACAGUAUAUAACCAACAGAACUCCUCUGACUACAAGACGCAGAUUGGUUUGGCCCAGAAGAUGGUGUACGGGGCAGAGUUCUCAAACCUGGUCCCAGGACAGGACUACUGUGUCGUGGCUAACUUCUCCAUCAGUCCGACCACCUUCCCCCAGGCCUCGUCUCCUCCCUCGGACCCCAGCUGUGUCCACCAUGCUGGCCCAGGCCUAGGGUUGCAGCCAGUGUUGUUGGGGAUAGGAGUGUGUGCUGUACUCUUCUCUCCUCUCCUUGCUCUGGCUCUGUACCUGCUGAAACAAAAACGAGAUGCACCACACGUAAACCGACUCCCCAAGACUCUAGCAUCUCUUCAGGCAUUCCUCCAGGACUUGCCGGAGUCCCCUUCAGACCCUGUUGACCCCAGUGACAUUGUAGACGACCACCUCUCCAUCCUGUCCUCUUUCUCCAGCUGUGUCUGCACCAAGGCCCAGGCCCCAAGCCUAGGUAAUAGGUACAACAGCAACCCCUUCCUCAGUGACUAUAGGUCAGGCAACAUGCACUGGAACACUGAGGGAAUGGAGCUGGACCUGAACUCUGGCAGCACCAUAUCCCUGCCAUGCUCCACUGUGCCUAUAGGCCUACAUAUGAUCCAGUGCAGCUUUGAUUCACCUCGACAACCACAUCCAGGGCCCAAUGUGCCAGUACUACCGUACCCUGGCUCUCUAGCUCUGUCAGAGGCCGUGGAGGGCCAGGUGGUCCCGCUGUGUUCUGUGAGGUUUGGGAGGGUGAGUGAGGGGGACGGGGGUGAGAACCUAGAGGGACUACAGUGGUGUAACCUGUAGCACGUUGCACUGCAGUACUCACAAUGCUAUGUUUAACAUAUUCCUUUGAACGCCACAGUGCUGAGAGGAGUUAAAAAACUGUAUUGACCAUUUGUUAAUUUUUUAAAAAUGUUGUCCUCAGCUUACAGGCAUACAUUGUCAGUUCCAACCGGACUGUGGUAAGGUCCAGCACCUUACCAAGGUCAACCAUAACAAGGACAAUACUGGACUGUGUAAUCAUAAACAUAUACAGGGGACGAUGGAUGGGAAACAGUGAUUGGUCCUAUAGUUCUGGAAACCACAUUAGCCUGCGUAUGGCUCAUAAUAAUAUCACUGUGUCUGGGGGAUUUUGAUUUAUAAUGUUGGGGGUUGGAUCAUGAGUCCAAACUAAACAGUGUGUUUGCCUGCCAAUCAUAAACGUUACUUCUCAGGCAUCCAACAGAGAUCGCAUCUAACCUUGAACUUUGUUUUUUUGGAGCAGCUUUUUAUGGGUUCUGCUAUAUUCAGUCAAUUCAUCAGGAAACCUGAUCGAAGAUGGUCGCUUUGUGUGCUGGCUAGCUCUGCAGCUGAGGUGGUGAAGUUGGAUUGGGGAUUUAUGUGGUGUUCAACAGGCAGUAAAAAAUGUUGGGGGGGCUUGCAUGUUAUUUUGGCAUUAAUAAGUGUCACAUCAGUUUGCAAACAAUACAAUAA
Molecule: messenger RNA, 2326 nt
Organism: Salvelinus sp. IW2-2015
Lineage: Eukaryota; Metazoa; Chordata; Actinopteri; Salmoniformes; Salmonidae
Biological process (GO): cytokine-mediated signaling pathway
Cellular component (GO): plasma membrane
Molecular function (GO): protein binding; cytokine receptor activity
Source: RefSeq, a predicted model, not a curated record